Molecule: messenger RNA, 877 nt
Organism: Merops nubicus (carmine bee-eater)
Lineage: Eukaryota; Metazoa; Chordata; Aves; Coraciiformes; Meropidae
Product: ribonuclease 3-like
Exons: 7
Biological process (GO): regulation of gene expression; primary miRNA processing; rRNA processing
Cellular component (GO): nucleus
Molecular function (GO): double-stranded RNA binding; ribonuclease III activity
Source: RefSeq, a predicted model, not a curated record
GGAGCGGGAGAGGGAAAGGCAUAGGCACCGUGACAGCAGGAGGUCACCAUCACCAGAUAGGUCCUACAAAAAAGACUACAAGAGGGCAGGAAGCCGGUCUCCAAGCAGAGAGAGGAAGAGACCUCGAUGGGAGGAGGACAGAGAAAGGUGGUCUGAGAAUCAGAGCUCCAGCAAAGAGAAAAAUUAUACUGCUAUCAAAGACAAGGAAUCAGAAGAGAAUGCAUCUGAAAAAAAUGAAGAGGAAGAUGAGGAAUUACUUAAGCCAGUCUGGGUUCGCUGUACCCACUCUGAAAGCUAUUAUUCCAAUGACCCCAUGGAUCAAGUGGGGGACUCUACAGUGGUAGGAACAAGCAAGCUCCGGGACCUGUACGAGAAGUUUGAUGACGAGUUAGGGAAGCGACAGGCAAAGGCCAAAGCAGCCAGGCCACCCUGGGAGCCACCAAAGACCAAGCUGGAUGAAGAUUUAGAGAGCUCCACUGACUCAGACUGUGACUCUGAAGAUGACAGCAGCUGCUCUAGCAGUUCAGAUUCAGAUGUUUUUGACGUAAUUGCAGAAAUUAAGCGUAAAAAAGCACAUCCUGAUCGUCUCCAUGAAGAACUGUGGUACAAUGAUCCAGGACAGAUGAAUGAUGGACCCUUGUGCAAGUGCAGUGCUAAAGCCCGACGAACGGGAAUAAGACAUGGCAUUUAUCCUGGUGAAGAGCCCAUUAAACCAUGUCGCCCCAUGACCAACAACGCUGGAAGACUAUACCACUAUCGAAUUACUGUGUCGCCUCCCACAAACUUCUUAACAGACCGACCUACUGUUAUUGAGUAUGAUGACCAUGAAUAUAUCUUCGAAGGGUUCUCAAUGUUUGCUCACGCCCCACUAACAAAU